Molecule: messenger RNA, 1678 nt
Organism: Neopsephotus bourkii (Bourke's parrot)
Lineage: Eukaryota; Metazoa; Chordata; Aves; Psittaciformes; Psittacidae
Product: phosphoenolpyruvate carboxykinase [GTP], mitochondrial-like
Exons: 8
Coding region: 143-1678 (511 amino acids)
Biological process (GO): cellular response to glucose stimulus; hepatocyte differentiation; response to starvation
Cellular component (GO): cytosol
Molecular function (GO): GTP binding; manganese ion binding; phosphoenolpyruvate carboxykinase (GTP) activity
Source: RefSeq, a predicted model, not a curated record
CUGGCUGGCCCGCACGGACCCGCGGGAUGUGGCGCGGGUGGAGGCGCGCACGGUGCUGGUGACGGCGCGGCCGGAGGACGCCAUCCCGCUGUCCUCCCCGCCAGCAGGGGGCGCUGUGGCGCACAGCCUGCUGGGCAACUGGAUGAGCCCGGAGGAGCUGCAGCGCGCCGUCGACGACCGCUUCCCGGGCUGCAUGGAAGGCCGCACCAUGUACGUGAUCCCGUUCCUCAUGGGCCCCCCCGGCUCCCUGCUGGCCCGCGCUGGGCUGCAGCUCACAGACUCCGCCUACGUGGCCGCCUCCAUGCGCAUCAUGACCCGCGUCGGGGCCCGCUUCCUGCCCUCGGCCCCAGCACCCGCACCCGCAGCCUCCUCGGCCAAUGACUUCGUGCGCUGCCUGCACUCCGUGGGCCGGCCCCGCGAUGGCUCAUUCCCAGUGCCCUCCUGGCCCUGUGACCCCCCCCGCACCCUCAUAGCCCACGACCCCCAGCACCGGCGCAUCCUCUCCUAUGGCAGCGGCUAUGGGGGCAACAGCCUCCUGGGCAAGAAGAGCCUGGCCCUGCGGCUGGCCAGCGCCAUGGCACGGCAGGAGGGCUGGAUGGCAGAGCACAUGCUGAUCGUGGGCUUCCAGGACCCCCGUGGCCGCAAGCGGUACCUGGCGGGCGCCUUCCCCAGUGCCUGCGGCAAAACCAACCUGGCCAUGAUGCGGGCGGCCCUGCCCGGCUGUCACGUGACCUGCGUGGGCGAUGACAUCGCCUGGAUGCGCUUCGACGACCAAGGCCGCCUCCGCGCCAUCAACCCCGAGUGCGGCUUCUUCGGGGUGGCCCCGGGCACGUCGGAGGCCACCAACCCGGUGGCCAUGGCCACCAUCCGCCGGGACACCAUCUUCACCAACGUGGGGCUCACCAGCACCGGCGAUGUCUAUUGGGAGGGCAUUGGCCAAUCCCUGCCGCCCGGCACCACCCUCACCUCCUGGCGCGGCCAACCGUGGCAGCCCGGUGACCCCGAGCCUUGUGCCCACCCCAACGCCCGUUUCUGUGCCCCGGCCUCCAACUGCCCCAGCCUGGACCCGGCCUGGGAGGACCCCGAGGGCGUCCCCAUCGACGCCAUCAUCUUCGGGGGGCGGCGCCCUGAGGGUGUCCCAUUGGUGUUCGAGGCCUUCAGCUGGGAGCACGGCGUCUUCCUGGGCAGCGCCAUGAGGAGCGAGGCCACUGCUGCUGCGGAGCACAAGGGCCGCCAGCUGCUCCACGACCCCUUGGCCAUGCGCCCCUUCUUCGGCUACAACGCAGGCCAACACCUCCAGCACUGGUUGGACCUCGCCUCCCGCCCGGGCGCCCGCCCUCCCCGCAUCUUCCACGUCAAUUGGUUCCUCCGCGACCAAUCAGGAGCCUUCUUAUGGCCGGGCUUCGGGCACAACGCCCGCGUGCUGGCCUGGAUCUGCGCCCGCAUUGGUGGCGAGGCCGGCGCCGUGGCCACCCCCAUUGGGCUCAUCCCGGAGGAAGGGGCCCUGGAAGGGGUGGAGGGGGGGCGGCACCGGGAGCUCUUCCCCAUGGAUCGGCGCUUCUGGGAGCGGGAAUGCCGGGAGCUCCGGGACUUCUAUGGGGAGCACUGGGGGAGGCACCUGCCCCGCGAGGUGAUGGCGCAGCUGGAGGCGCUGGAGGGCAGGGUGCGCAAGAUGUAG